AAAGCGAACUUACAUUCUUCUCUUCUAUUAAUACCCCGCUUCAUCACCUUCCUUCAAUCUUUUCUUCUUCGUCUCUCUUUCCCUCUCUCUGCGACUGAGACGAUGGUUCCGAUUCGGUUAUCAAUCAGGCGGCCGUUAUCGUUUCUGGACAAGCUCCCGCUGCACUCAUUCGCACUCAAUCACUCCUCAUUCUUCGCUACACCUUACUCUUCCGCCUCCGCCGCCGCCGCCGAAGCUGAGAGAUGCAUCAGGGAAGGUCCCAGACACGACUGGACCAGGCCUGAAAUCAAGUCCAUUUACGACUCCCCGCUUCUCGAUCUCCUCUUUCACGGCGCUCAAGUUCAUAGGCAUGCUCACAACUUUCGGGAGGUACAGCAGUGCACUCUGCUGUCUAUUAAGACGGGAGGUUGCAGCGAGGACUGCUCUUACUGUCCUCAAUCCUCCAGGUACAACACUGGUGUCAAAGCCGACAAGCUUAUGGCCAAGGAUUCCGUUCUAGAGGCAGCAAAAAAGGCAAAAGAGGCUGGUAGCACUCGAUUUUGUAUGGGUGCUGCAUGGAGGGAUACUAUAGGAAGGAAAACCAAUUUCAACCAGAUCCUUGACUAUGUGAAACAAAUAAGGGGCAUGGGAAUGGAGGUAUGCUGCACCUUAGGAAUGCUGGAGAAGCAGCAAGCUUUGGAGCUCAAGAAGGCUGGUCUUACAGCAUAUAAUCAUAAUCUUGAUACUUCCAGGGAGUAUUACCCUAACAUUAUAACUACAAGAACUUAUGAUGACCGGCUAGAAACUCUUGAGAAUGUUCGUGAAGCAGGAAUAAGUGUCUGUUCAGGGGGAAUAAUAGGUCUUGGAGAGGCUGAUGAUGACCGGAUUGGUUUAUUACAUACAUUGGCCACUCUUCCCACACACCCCGAGAGUGUACCCAUCAAUGCACUAGUUGCAGUCAAAGGAACACCUCUCGAAGAUCAGAAGCCUGUGGAAAUAUGGGAUAUGAUUAGGAUGAUUGCAACUGCCCGCAUUGUAAUGCCAGAAGCAAUGGUAAGGCUUUCGGCUGGCAGAGUUCGGUUCUCUAUGCCUGAACAAACGCUAUGUUUUCUUGCUGGUGCUAAUUCAAUCUUCACCGGAGAGAAAUUGUUGACGACUCCCAACAACGAUUAUGAUGCUGACCAACUUAUGUUUAAGAUGCUUGGGCUAAUUCCAAAACCUCCCAAGUUUUUGGAGGAUGCAGCAGAAGGGGAAAACACAGAAGAAGCACUUUCUAGUUCAGGUUGAGAUUGCUGCACAUGUAGUAAUGCUUAUUCUUUGAAAACAACAAUGUUAAACCCUCUCUUACUUAUGCAUAUUGUUGUUUCUAACUUAAAAUUGUCCAAAAUCUUGUAAUAUUUAUUUAGUAAUAUUUGGCUUCUUUUUUUUUU
Messenger RNA from Ipomoea triloba (trilobed morning glory), 1409 nucleotides. RefSeq names its product biotin synthase, mitochondrial. Bases 103 to 1266 code for a protein of 387 amino acids. Gene Ontology annotation, biological process: biotin biosynthetic process. Gene Ontology annotation, molecular function: biotin synthase activity; 2 iron, 2 sulfur cluster binding. The transcript has 6 exons. The record is from RefSeq and is a predicted model, not a curated record. NCBI's taxonomy places the organism in Eukaryota, Viridiplantae, Streptophyta, Magnoliopsida, Solanales, Convolvulaceae. Gene Ontology annotation, cellular component: mitochondrion.